Messenger RNA from Cryptococcus wingfieldii CBS 7118, 1464 nucleotides. Its product is annotated as high-affinity nicotinic acid transporter. Gene Ontology annotation, molecular function: transmembrane transporter activity. NCBI's taxonomy places the organism in Eukaryota, Fungi, Basidiomycota, Tremellomycetes, Tremellales, Cryptococcaceae. Gene Ontology annotation, cellular component: membrane. The record is from RefSeq and is a predicted model, not a curated record. The transcript is spliced from 11 exons. Gene Ontology annotation, biological process: transmembrane transport. Bases 1 to 1464 code for a protein of 487 amino acids.
AUGUCCCGCACCCCAGAAGAGAAGCAGGAGCCAGAAAAGAUCGCAGUCGUCGACGUCGCCGUGGACGACGAUGUAGAGCUCGGCGGCGAACCCGAGAUUGACCAUGUAGCAGAGCGCAAGCUGCUAAGAAAGAUCGACUGGAAUCUCAUCCCGGUAUUUGGGGCUUUGUACAUGAUGUCUUUCCUGGAUCGGUCCAACCUCGGUAACGCCGGACUCACAAGCUUUUCCGACGACCUUGGCUUGGUCGGGAAUCAAUACGGUGCUGCCGUUUCGGUAGUCUACUCGACGUAUGUCGUGUUUGAGCCUUUCUGGACCGUCCUCUUGAAGAUCAUCACCCCCCGAUACCUCUUAACCGCCACCACAAUCUGCUGGGCCUCUCUAACAAUCGGCUCCGCCUUUGUCAAGAACUACGACCAAUUCAUGGCCUGCCGUGUCCUCCUCGGCGCAUUCGAAGCCGGCAUGAUCCCCUGCACCACCCUCUACCUCACCAUGACGUACAACCGAAACGAAUACGCCAGUCGGCAGACUGUUGUCUUUGUGUUUUCAGCGAUUAGUAGUGGGUUUGGAGGACUGUUGGCCUAUGCUUUGUCGCAUAUCAAGGGCAACCUUGCAGGGUGGCAGUGGCUCUUCCUCGUGGAAGGACUUCUGUCCAUGUGUCUCGCGCCCAUCGCCUGGUACCAAAUCCCCAACAACGUCUCCGAAGCCCGCUGGCUCAAACCGCACGAGAAAGAGAUCCUCCGCGUCAGGCAAGAGAGGAACAAGUCUGUCUAUGACCACCAAGAGGAAUUUUCGUGGUCUGCUAUCUAUUCAGUGUUGAAGGAUUUCAGACUCUGGGUUGCCGCCGUCAGUCAUUUCGGUAUCGACUCCACCCUCUAUUCCCUCACAACAUUCACCCCCUCCCUCCUCGCCGGCCUCGGUUUCACCUCCACCACCGACGCCCAACUCCUCACCGUCCCCGUCUACGCCCUUGCCGCCAUCUCCUACGUCAUCUUAGGCCGCCUCUCCGACAAAUUCCAAAUGCGUGGACCCAUGAUUGCUGCAUCCCUCUUCUUCUGCUUGAUCGGUUACAUCAUUCUGAGUACGGCACCGCAAGUUGGGGUUCGGUAUGCGGGGGUGUUUAUCGCUAGUGUGGGGCUUUAUGGGUCUACUUCUUUGAAUGUUUUGUGGGCGGCCGAUAACUUUGCGGGUCAUUAUCGUCGUGCAUUCGCUAUGGGAUUCAUCCAACUCGUCGGCAAUUCUGCAGGCGCAUGUGUAGGAUUCAUCUUUACAACCCAAACAGCCCCGCGAUACUUGGAAGGACUGCACUUCGAUAUCGGCAUCACCUUGAUGUCUAUCGUGUGUACUGGUAUACUUUCGGGAUACGCAUGGUACGGCAACAAGAAGAAGCACGCUGCGAUUGCUGCCGGGGCGGAAGAUAGGCCAGAGCUGGGAGACGCCAAUCCUCAUUACUUGUAUUACAUCUAA